Messenger RNA from Phodopus roborovskii (desert hamster), 3726 nucleotides. RefSeq names its product UBX domain protein 4 (gene Ubxn4). The coding region runs from base 140 to 1666 and encodes 508 amino acids. NCBI's taxonomy places the organism in Eukaryota, Metazoa, Chordata, Mammalia, Rodentia, Cricetidae. The transcript is spliced from 13 exons. Gene Ontology annotation, molecular function: protein binding. The record is from RefSeq and is a predicted model, not a curated record.
AGGACGAGGCGGCGGACGAGCCGGUCGGUGGUUGCCGGGGCCGCGCGGCCGGAAAACGAGGAGGGCGGGGCCGCUGUGGGACCGCGGCGACGACACACCGAGAGAGCGAGCGAGCGAGCGCCUGGGCCUGAGGGCAGCGAUGCUGUGGUUCCAGGGCGCCAUUCCGGCGGCCAUCGCGUCUGCUAAGAGGAGCGGCGCGGUCUUCGUGGUGUUCGUGGCAGGUGAUGAUGAGCAGUCUACACAAAUGGCUGCAAGCUGGGAAGAUGAGAAAGUGGCAGAAGCAUCUUCAAACAAUUUUGUUGCUAUUAAAAUUGAUACCAAAAGUGAAGCCUGUCUGCAGUUUUCACAAAUUUACCCUGUAGUGUGUGUCCCGUCCAGUUUCUUCAUAGGAGACAGCGGAGUCCCUUUGGAAGUAAUAGCAGGGAGUGUUUCUGCAGAUGAACUUGUUACAAGAAUUCACAAAGUCCGACAAAUGCACUCAUCAAAAGGUGAAACAUUAGUGACAAAUGACAACCAGUCAGAAAGUUCAGUAUCUACCCCGUCAGCCUCAUUUGAACCUAAUGACGUAUGUGAAACUACUAAGUCCAGGAAUGCAGAGCUUUGUGAGACACCGGCCACUUCUGACACAAAGUUGGAUACUGCAACAGGAGGAGAAUGCUCAGGUCAUGACAACCCCUCCCAGGAGCCUCAUGGCUGUUCAAACCAGAGACAAGCAGAGGAUCUCACUGUCAGAGUGGAAAGACUAACAAAGAAACUUGAAGAAAGAAGGGAAGAGAAAAGGAAGGAAGAAGGACAGAGAGAAAUUAAGAAGGAAAUUGAAAGGAGGAAAACUGGGAAGGAAAUGUUGGAUUAUAAAAGAAAACAAGAAGAGGAGUUAACAAAAAGAAUGUUAGAAGAAAGAAGCAGAGAAAAGGCAGAAGACAGAGCGGCUCGAGAGCGCAUCAAACAGCAGAUAGCACUGGAUCGUGCAGAGAGAGCUGCUCGUUUUGCAAAGACAAAGGAAGUAGAAGCCGCCAAAGCUGCUGCCUUGCUAGCCAGACAACAGGCAGAAGCAGAAGUUAGGAGGGAGACUUCUGCUCGAGACAGAAGCACGGUUGCAAGAAUUCAGUUCCGGCUGCCUGAUGGCUCUUCCUUUACAAAUCAGUUUCCUUCCGAUGCUCCGUUAGAAGAAGCCAGGCAGUUUGCUGCACAGACUGUUGGCAACACCUAUGGUAAUUUUUCGCUAGCUACCAUGUUUCCCAGGAGGGAGUUCACCAGGGAAGACUAUAAGAGGAAGCUGCUGGAUCUGGAGCUCGCCCCCAGUGCCUCUGUGGUGCUGCUGCCGGCAGGACGGCCAGCCACAUCCAUUGUCCAUUCUUCCAGUAGAGACAUUUGGACAUUACUGGGGACGGUGCUUUAUCCAUUCCUGGCCAUAUGGAGACUAAUUAGCAAUUUUUUAUUUAGUAAUCCUCCUCCUGCACAGACUUCAGCAAGAGCCACAUCCACAGAGGCUUUAAACCCUACAUCAUCCAAAAAGUCAGAGAAAAGGGAACCAGUCCGAAAAAGAGUGCUGGAAAAACGGGGGGAGGACUUUAAAAAGGAAGGGAAAAUAUACAGACUGAGGACUCAGGAUGAUGGCGAAGAUGAGAACAACACUUGGAAUGGAAACUCUACGCAGCAGAUGUAGUAUAGCGAGCACAGUGUGUACAAUCAUCACUGUUUCCCUUAGGAUUCCAUCCGCUAGACUUCUGCUGGAGAAGUGGGUCUGCUUAUGUUUUCAGAACAUGUAUAGUCUUUAUUUCUGCUUAGAGGUUAUGAGUUAAAGCUGUUUAACCUGAAAAAGUCAAACAUGAAACAGCUGGAUGCUGGGUCUUUGUAUAGGUAACCAGCUGCUCGCCCAGCCACCUACCAAUUCCUACUCAAACUUUACAGCCCUCUAGCCUAAUGUUUCAUUUAGAAUACUUUUUGCUGCAAGACUUUUAAGCCACAUAACAUAAUUGGUAUGUCACUGGGUAAUCUGACCCUAGAGCACUUCAACUAGCUGAUCAAGUGAUAACCGAUGUUUAGCAUUUCUCUUUGCACUCACCAGCUGCAAACAAAAUCUUGUAGUUUUUGGUCCUACUUAAACCUUGAAUAAAAAGUUUUCCAAAAAUGAGAAUAAUCUUAUUUUUGCUGUGCAUCUUUCUGUUGUGCAGGGCUGUGUCGAGGUCACUUUUGUCUGACUUUUCUCCUCCAGUGCUGCCCUGAAGAUGUCAGCAAAAUAGCUGGCUACCUUCCUUUCAAAAAAGAAAAAUCCAGGGACUCUAGAUCUUAAUGGACUCCAGGUCUCAAGUGUCCUAGGUCACUGAGGCAUUUGUUUUAUAAUCUGUUCUCAUCGAUGUGGAACAGAUUAGUUUGCACACUCACGUUUGUACUAGUUUCACAUUCAGUAAUCACUUCUAGGACUCAAGUGUAGGAUUAGAGUAGAGUGCAAAGACACAGCUUCCUGCACUGUGGAAGACAUGCUCUAACUUACUGCUGCUUCCACCAAAAGUCAGAGAGAUUUCAAACAUGGGGUAUGUAUGACCAUUCCUCUGUUCUUAGAGUGCCUGUGUGUCAGGGAAGCCUGACUGGGACUUGUGAUAGGAGGAACUUUCUCCCAUGUGGGUUAAGAGGCUUGUGAGACAGUAGUGCUGGUAGGAAGCAUCUGAAAACAUGCCCAGAACUUUAAAUGUUCCAUACUUUGACACAGUAACUUUUUCUAAGUAGUGAUCAUCAUUGCAAACAUUUAGCUAUGUAUGCACUUAAUUAAUAGCUAAUUUCAAAACUGGAAACGGCUAAAUGCCCUCUGUGGACAUAAUUUCUGUUGAGAAAUGGUACAUACAAAUGCAACACUUGCCAUGUUUACUAUGUUUACUGAAUGCCUGCUGUGUGUUAGUGAAAAGGUAAGAGACAUAGUGUAGGCAUAGGACGAGUCCAGCUUUGUAAUGUUUGUAUGUAGAGGACAGUAUGUUAACAUGUAUGUAAAGGAAGAAGACAUUGUUAAUGGAUAACUCCAUGUCCCAGUUCUCGUGUACUUAAAUUUUUCCAGUCUUCUGCAGUGAUCAUACUAUGUACAUUAUUUAAAGAGAGUUUUGCCAGAUAUAGUGGCUCACACUUAGAAGGAAUCAGAGGCAGUCUGAGUUCAAGGGCUAGCCUGUUCUACAUAGCAAGUUCAGGCCAGCCAGAGCUUGUUUCAAAAUAACAAAAAUGUGAGCUCUUAAAUUUUUCUAGCAACUGUCUGAUUUAAAAUCCUCUAAAAAUGCAGCAAACUGGAUGUGGCAUCUCAUGUCUGUAGUCUGAGUACUUGAGAAGAGAAGGCAGGAGUAUCAAAAGUUUGAGAUUAUCCUCAGGUACAGGUUUAAGUCCAGCCUAGGCUACAUAAGAUAGCAAUAGCAAGGCAAUAUAUGAUUUUUAAAAAAUACUUUCAAGUGCAUAUGAAUCCUGGAAAAACAUUAAGUACCUCAAGUUUGUCUUGCAGAAAAUCAAAUACAAAUCUUAAAGUGUCUAUAAUUCAUGUUUCAGUAAGAGGGUUCCUCAACUUUAGCUCUCAAAAAAGUACACAUGGUUGAAAAGAUCCAAAAUAUAAGAAAAUAGUGUCUCUGUCCUGGCAUCUACCAUUCCCCAAGAUAACCUCUAUUAAUAAUUUCUAAUGUAAUUUUCAGAAAAUUUUAUGCAUAAGCAAAUAUGUAAUCUUUAUUUUUAAAUAAAUGGGAUCAUAUUGUAUGU